AUGGCGCGCCCUUUGGGUUUGUCCAAAAUUCUACUAUUUUACAUAUCACUGCUGAAUAUAUGCUUAAUAUCGGCUAUAGAUGAAAAUGAUUUUAGAUAUAUAUUAUUUAAAGAUAUUCAUAAAGAAUCGCAUAGGUUUUCACAACACGAAAUCGUCGAUUAUUCGAAAAUUUUGUUCGAUCAUACACGAGAUCAGAUCAUAGUCGGAGCAAGUGAUUAUCUCCUGAGACUAUCCUUAUCUAAUUUGUCUCUGAUUGAAUCCACUUGGAUUCCGCCGACUGAAAUUGCGACGAAAAGUUGUCUCGAUAAAGGACAAUCAGAAGCUUUUUGCAAAAAUCAUGUCAGGGUUUUAUUGGAAUUGGAGAACGAAGACUCCAUAUUGGUCUGUGGCACAAACGCCUUUUUUCCUCAAUGCUGUGUGAGAAAGAUUACCGAUCUCAAACAAGCUGGACAAUGUGCCAGGGCCGUCGGAGUUUGCCCUUAUUCCCCUUUGGCCAACUCGACUGCCAUUUUGAUCUCCGAAACCAACAACAAACAAUUUGUUCACAACAGGGAUGGAUUUUUGGCAAGGGAUCGUUUUGGUCAACUCGACAGGGAUGGUAGUGCGAAGAAAAAUUUUGGUUUUCUCGGAAAACAAAUUUUGUAUGCUGGGGCUACAAUGGACUUCUCUGGUCAAGACGCUGCCAUUUAUAGAACUGAUCUGUCGAAUGGAAAAUCAGGUUCUCUUCCAUCAUUAAGGACUCACCAAUAUGACCCACAUUGGCUGAACGACCCACAGUUUGUUGGAUCCUUCAAAGAUGAAUCGUAUGUCUACUUUUUGUUCAGAGAAGUUGCAGUCGAGUACAUCAAUUGUGGAAAGGUGAUUUAUUCUCGUAUAGCUCGUGUAUGCAAAAAUGAUUCUGGAGGUCACUCGAUGAUGCAAAAGAACUGGUCAUCAUUUUUAAAAGCAAGAUUAAAUUGUUCGAGAUCUGGAGAGCACCCAUUUUAUUUUAAUGAAAUUCAAGAUAUGGCUUACGAUGAGGAUGAAAGAGUUGUUUAUGCCAUCUUUUCUACACCAGUGAAUAGCAUUGCAGGAUCUGCAAUCUGCUCUUUCAACAUGUCGGCUGUCCAAAAAUCCUUCUCAGGCUCAUACAAACACCAGCCAACACCUACGAGUCAAUGGGAAGCUAAAAUGGAUGAUCAUCACGAAUGCGGUUCCAAUAAAGUGCCCCGCUACCAACUAAUGGACCAUCCAGUACAACCAAUUCAAAGAGAUCCAUUGCACCAAGUCGAACUCGAAAGAUACACCCAUAUGGCUAUUGAUAAGGUGGACACAAAAUUACAUACAGGAGUCCGAAUAAUUUUUGUAUCGAAUGAUAGGAAUGAAAUCAAAAAGAUUUCCAUAUUGUCUCGAACAGGCAGAGCUUGUGUUAUCGAUGUGUUCAGGUUGGAAGAGAAAGGAGGCUUUGUUGGUGGAAUUAGGGAGAUGGAAUUUAAUAAAUUUAUGAACUCUUUGUAUAUUUUGACAAAGACUUCAGUGUGGAGAGUACCUGUAGAACAUUGCUCGAGAUUGAAAACAGAACGAUCUUGCUUAGAUUCGAUGAACCCGUAUUGUGGUUGGGAUAAAACAGCUUAUAGUGAAUCUGGUAUUCGAGAAGGUGCUUGCACAAGAGCUCCAGACGCAGAGCCUCUAAAUCCUUCCUGGCAACAGAAUCCUGUCGGGUGCCCUCAAGACAGCAAAAGACGCCAACCACAAUGGUCAGAGUGGUCGCCAUGGACCAAAUGUGCACAAGCUUCUGAAAACAACAUAGAUUCUCUCGACUAUGAUGAUUCCCAGCAAGAUUGGUGUUUAUGUCAGACUCGUACAUGUUUUGGUUCGAGUACUUCUGCAAGAGGCGCCAAUUCUUGGUCGAAAAUUAGUUCGGUGCCGAGUGAGUGCUCUGGACCUAGUACUAGGAUUACUAAUUGCACCAGGCAUGGUGGAUGGACGCCCUGGUCGCCUUGGUCAGCUUGCUCACAGAGUUGUGGAGUGGCCGUGAAGACCCGUCGCCGUUCCUGCACAGCCCCCAGUCCGGCCCACGGGGGGCGCGUCUGCGUCGGUCCGGAGUCUCAUGAGAUCUAUUGCACGGACAACCCGCCAUGUCCCACGGAAGCCCCGACGAUGGACCCCUUGGAGCACGAUGACGAUGAGUUAGAUCGGGAUUUGGAGGGUGAUUCCGAAAUUGGGGGUGAGAGUUCUUGGUCCGCGUGGUCGCCCUGGUCGUCAUGCUCGGCACAAUGCUCCGGAGGAUUUCGAGUACGACGACGAGUUUGCACCACCACAUUUCCAUCAUCAUCAUCAUCAUCAGGAUCAUCAUCCGGAUCAUCUUCCGGAUUACUACGACGAAGACAACACCAUCAGCGUCUUCCAGAGACGUACACCCACACCCACACGCACACUCACGUUCACAAUCUGUUAUUAUUUUUCAGUGAUUAUCUCCUGAGACUAUCCUUAUCUAAUUUGUCUCUGAUUGAAUCCACUUGGAUUCCGCCGACUGAAAUUGCGACGAAAAGUUGUCUCGAUAAAGGACAAUCAGAAGCUUUUUGCAAAAAUCAUGUCAGGGUUUUAUUGGAAUUGGAGAACGAAGACUCCAUAUUGGUCUGUGGCACAAACGCCUUUUUUCCUCAAUGCUGUGUGAGAAAGAUAACCGAUCUCAAACAAGCAGGACAAUGUGCCAGGGCCGUCGGAGUUUGCCCUUAUUCCCCUUUGGCCAACUCAACUGCCAUUUUGAUCUCCGAAUCCAACAACAAACAGUUUGUUCACAACCGAGAUGGAUUUUUGGCAAGGGAUCGUUUUGGACAACUUGACAGAGAUAGCCCGAAGAAAAAUUUUGGUUUUCUCGGAAAACAAAUUUUGUAUGCUGGGGCUACAAUGGACUUCUCUGGUCAGGACGCUGCCAUUUAUAGGACUGAUCUGUCUCCAUCAUUAAGGACUCACCAGUACGACCCACAUUGGCUGAACGACCCACAAUUUGUUGGAUCCUUUGAAGAUGAAUCUUAUGUCUAUUUUUUGUUCAGAGAAGUUGCAGUCGAGUACAUCAAUUGUGGAAAGGUGAUUUAUUCUCGUAUAGCUCGUGUGUGCAAAAAUGAUUCAGGAGGUCAUUCGAUGAUGCAGAAGAAUUGGUCAUCAUUCUUAAAAGCAAGAUUGAAUUGUUCAAGAUCAGGAGAGCACCCAUUUUAUUUUAAUGAAAUCCAAGACAUGACUUAUGAUGAGGAAGAAAGAGUCGUUUAUGCUAUUUUUUCUACACCAGUGAAUAGCAUUGCAGGAUCUGCAAUAUGUUCUUUCAACAUGUCGGCUGUCCAAAAAUCCUUCUCAGGUUCCUACAAACACCAGCCAACACCUACGAGUCAAUGGGAAGCUAAAAUGGACGACCAUCAUGAAUGCGGGUAAGUAAACAAUAAUUCACCACAAUGGCAUUCCAAUAAAGUGCCCCGUUACCAACUAAUGGACCAUCCAGUACAACCAAUUCAAAGGGAUCCGCUCCACCAAGUCGAACUGGAAAGAUACACCCAUAUGGCAAUCGAUAAGGUGGACACAAAACUUCAUACAGGAGUCCGAAUAAUUUUUGUAUCGAAUGAUAGAAAUGAAAUCAAGAAGAUUUCCAUAUUGUCUCGGACAGGCAGGGCUUGUGUUAUCGAUGUGUUUAGGCUGGAAGAGAAAGGAGGCUUUGUUGGUGGAAUUAGGGAGAUGGAAUUUAAUAAAUUUAUGAACUCUUUGUAUAUUUUGACAAAGACUUCAGUGUGGAGAGUACCUGUAGAACAUUGCUCGAGGUUGAAAACAGAACGAUCUUGUCUAGAUUCGAUGAACCCGUAUUGUGGUUGGGAUAAAACAGCUUACAGUGAAUCUGGUAUUCGAGAAGGUGCUUGCACAAGAGCUCCAGAUGCAGAGCCUCUAAAUCCUUCCUGGCAACAGAAUCCUGUCGGGUGCCCUCAAGACAGCAAGAGACGCCAACCACAAUGGUCAGAGUGGUCGCCAUGGACCAAAUGUGCACAAGCUUCUGAAAACAAUAUAGAUUCUCUCGACUAUGAUGAUUCCCAGCAAGAUUGGUGUUUGUGUCAGACUCGUACAUGUUUUGGUUCGAGUGCUUCUGCAAGAGGUGCCAAUUCUUGGUCGAAAAUUAGUUCGGUGCCAAGUGAGUGCUCUGGACCUAGUACUAGAAUUACUAAUUGCACCAGACAUGGUGGAUGGACUCCCUGGUCGCCUUGGUCAGCUUGCUCACAGAGUUGUGGAGUGGCAGUGAAGACCCGUCGCCGUUCCUGCACAGCCCCCAGUCCGGCCCACGGGGGGCGCGUCUGCGUCGGUCCGGAGUCUCAUGAAAUUUAUUGCACGGACAACCCGCCAUGUCCCACGGAAGCCCCGACGAUGGACCCUCUGGAGCACGAUGACGAUGAGUUAGAUCGAGAUUUGGAGGGUGAUUCCGAAAUUGGGGGUGAGAGUUCUUGGUCCGCAUGGUCGGCCUGGUCGUCAUGCUCGGCACAAUGUUCCGGAGGAUUUCGAGUACGACGACGAGUUUGCACCACCACAUUUCCAUCAUCAUCAUCAUCCGGAUCAUCUUCCGGAUCAUCUUCCGGAUUACUACGACGAAGACAACACCAAUCAGCGUCUUCCAGAGACCUACACCCACACCCACACACACGUACACAUGCACACGCACGUGCACAGACACACGCACACGCACAUACACGACCACACACACGUACACCUUCUGAGGACGUGGACGACGAUCAGGACGGGGACGACAGGAGGAGGAGGAGGAGAGAGAGAUUGGUGCCGGUGACGUUGACGCCUACCAGGGUGUUGACCACGGUCAUGGGGGAAGGUUCCACGAGUCUGGUGUUGAUGUUCAACAAGACAGGUCAAGACGAUAUGAUUCUCACAUCCUCGAUUAUUCCAACAAUGAGCAUUAUGACAAGCCUGGCACCAGAAACUUUGUUACCAAGUCUGGCACCAGAAACUUUGUUACCAAGUCUGGCACCAGAAACUUUGUUACCAAGUCUGACACCAGAAACUUUGUUACCAAGUCUGACACCAGAAAGUAUAUUACCAACACCAAGUUCGACCCCAAGUCUGUCAUCAACAAUGGAGGUACCUCUGGAGUUGGACAUGUACGAGCUAACAUUCCUUCCGGAGACAGAGUCUUCAAGCCAGAGCAAUUUGAUACCAUCGAGCACCGAGGAAGACACCACAAUAACAAUAAAGAUGACGAGGACUUUAACGUUGACCAGGACAAGCACAAGAACAAGAAGCCACACAGAGACUUUACCACUGGAGUUGAAACCAACAGCCUCGAUGAACCAGGAGAGUUCAAUUCCGGAGGAAGACAGUACAACAACUUUGACAUCAACAGUGAGAUUGACGAGAACGUUGACUCAGAGCUUGGUACCAAGUACAACACCAAUUUUGGAACAAAACACGUCCAUCAUACUGGCUACAAGCAUGGGAGAAGACAGCACAACCACAACAACCUUGACGUCGACCAGGACGUUGAGCUCCAAGCAUGGAAGCAGACAGCACAACCACAACAACGUUGACGUCAACCAGGACGUUGAGGUUGACAAAGACACUGACUCGUCAGAAUACAGUAACACUGACUUCCAGUCUGGAACCAAGUACAGCACUAAUUCUGGAGCGAAACACAUCAGUCCAAGCUUGGAAGAAAACAGUACGACUACAUUGACAUCAACAAGAACAGUCAGGUUGACCAGGACGCUGACUCGUCAAAAUACAGUAACAUUGACUUCAAGUCUGGAACCAAGUACGACAGCAAUUUUAGAGCAAAGCACAUCGAGUCCGAGUCUGGAAGAAAACAGUACGACAACAGUAACAUCAACAAGAACCUUAAGGCUUACAAGAACAUUAACUCGCUUGAACACAGUAACCUUAACAUCCAGUUUGGAGCAAAACACAUCGAGUACUCAGAUUCCAGAAAUAGACAGCACGUCAACAUCAACAAGAACAGUAACACUAACUCGAACAAGUACUCGAAGACACACAGUGACUUUACCACUGGAGUUGAAACCAACAAUAAUUUCAACACCAAUAGUAAACCAGGAAACUUCCAAUAAUCAAGGAAGAUAUGUCCAGCAACUUGAUCUUGCGUCUGGCAAGGACUCUAAGAGUCCAGGACAACAAUAUACAACCGACAAGGGUUUAAAAUAUUCUACAACUAACACUAAUUCUAGAACAGGUGUCGGGAAUACUAACAAAGCAGAUUUACAAUUAGUCAAUAAUAAAAAUCAUGAUAUAAAAUAUUUGAAUGCAAGACAAGAUGACUUUACCAGUAAACAAGUACAUCAGUUUUUCCAAUCCGAGCAAUAUCCGGAUUAUGAAUUCCUGGACGAUUUUGAGGAUGAUACAUCGAGACGUGUGAGAUCCAAAAGAUCUUUUAAUGAUGACAUUGGUGAUGAUGAUGAAACGUUGUCGAGACAACAUCGACAUGCCAAACGUAAACAUAGCAGCAGCAAAAACUUGUGUAUUGGGAAUGAUGUUGAGUACGAGGUUUGCAAUGAGCAUCCUUGCCAGAUGCACAGGAAGUACAGCGCCUGGACGCAAUGGUUUCCUGUCAAAAAUGAAUCUGGUUCAAUUUCCGAGUUGCACAGAUUCCGGUACAUGUGUUCAGCCCCAGUGGCUGCUGCGUCCAGGAUCAAAUUCUCAAUGAGGGAAGAAAGACGAGUCCGAGAUAUUUCUAGAGAUCGUUUCGAUUUCGAUAAUGAUGAUAACGAUUUCGAUCUUGUCUCGGAUAUUGAGGGCGAUUCAGAUUUUGAUAACAAAGGAGACAAGGAUCGGAGAGAGGAUGGACUGAUUUUGGAUAAAAAGAUGGAAAGGGAUAAGAGGGUUAAUCUGGUGGAGGAAGGAGCGAGUAGAUAUCAGGAGUGCGAAGAGAAGUCUACGAUUUUGAGAGCAAGUGCAAUGAUAGUGGCCUUGUCGAGUGCAGGAGCAUUUCUUUUGGGAGCCACUUGUACUGGAGGCAUAAUUCUUUACAAACUGAGAAGAGGAGGUCUCGAUGUUUACUCUAAGAGAAGAGUUCGAGUACCUUCUUCACCUCAUUAUGUAACACAACCAACGACCAAGCAAAAUUCUUACGUCAGUGUACCACUUAGAGAAGUGUCUGUUAAAAGACAGUCAAGUUUCUCUGGUCGUGGAAACACUCUUCACAAGUCGAAUAAUAUUUCGAGCAACCAAUGUCCAACACCCAAGCUUUAUCCAAAAGCAAUUUGCUCAGAAUUGAAUUCGACGUUGAAAAGAGGUAGCAGCAGUGGUAAUUCGGAUAAUAUUAUGAAUAACAGGGAUCAGGAUAAGUUUUAUUAAUGAAAUCAUUAAGUGUUGACAAGAG
Ctenocephalides felis (cat flea) is the source of this 7351-nucleotide messenger RNA. RefSeq lists its product as uncharacterized. The record is from RefSeq and is a predicted model, not a curated record. Gene Ontology annotation, molecular function: chemorepellent activity; semaphorin receptor binding. NCBI's taxonomy places the organism in Eukaryota, Metazoa, Arthropoda, Insecta, Siphonaptera, Pulicidae. Gene Ontology annotation, biological process: axon guidance; negative regulation of axon extension involved in axon guidance; semaphorin-plexin signaling pathway.